Molecule: messenger RNA, 291 nt
Organism: Schistosoma spindalis
Lineage: Eukaryota; Metazoa; Platyhelminthes; Trematoda; Strigeidida; Schistosomatidae
Source: the annotation of a GenBank genome assembly
AUGAAUCAGUUUUAUUAUGCAAUAUUAAUGGUAACUAUUGUCAUUUUUAGUCAUUUCAAUGUUGUAUCAGGUGAAUGUCGUACAAUAGGACAAAAUUGUUCCAAGACUGUAUUUUCUCCAUGUUGUGAACAAUUAUAUUGUGGUCUAAAUACAUUAUUUACUGGUAAAUGUCAUCUAUGCCUUGCAGCUGGAUAUUUCUGUUGGACUAAUCAAGAAUGUUGUUCUGGAAAAUGUAGUUGGCUUAAAUGUACAGAUCCAAUAAAAGAUGUUGUUGAAAAAUUGACUGGUUAG